This is a messenger RNA of Psammomys obesus (fat sand rat), 807 nucleotides long. RefSeq names its product C-C motif chemokine 6-like. The coding region runs from base 34 to 381 and encodes 115 amino acids. The transcript is spliced from 4 exons. Gene Ontology annotation, molecular function: CCR chemokine receptor binding; chemokine activity. Lineage: Eukaryota; Metazoa; Chordata; Mammalia; Rodentia; Muridae. The record is from RefSeq and is a predicted model, not a curated record. Gene Ontology annotation, biological process: cellular response to type II interferon; neutrophil chemotaxis; G protein-coupled receptor signaling pathway. Gene Ontology annotation, cellular component: extracellular region.
UCCUCAGACCAGCUGGUUCUGCCCUCCAGGAGGAUGAGGAACUCCAUGACUGCCAUUUCAUUCUUUAUUCUCAUGGCUGUCCUUGGAUCCCAGGCUGAGCUCCUACGUGAAACAAUAAGAAAAGAUCAUCACUUUAAGCCUCUGCUAAUAAGGCAAGGUUUCCAAAACCCUUCAGAUUGCUGCUACUCCUAUGCCUCGCGGAUCCGGUGUUCAAAUUUUAUAUAUUAUUUUCCAACCAGUGGUGGGUGCAUCAAGCCAGGCAUCAUCUUUGUCAACAGGAAGAGGAACCAGAUCUGUGCCAACCCCAGUGAUUCAAAAGUUCAGCAAUGCAUAAGCACCCUGAAACAAGCCUCAAGACCUGGGAACAAAGUCAUUGCUUGAGAAGGAGGGCUAUAUUGCCAACCACUUUCUUCUGUCUUUCCCAGUGACCACCUAGGAGGCUCUAAGCAUUUAUUUUGACAGAUAUUUAAAGCAUUUAUUCGUCUGUUCUGGUUUAAAGUAGCACAUGUAGUUAACAGUAGUUAGAUGGACUCAGCAUAACACAACUACAGCCAUCUUGAGUUGUAACCAUCAUGAUUGUCUCUGAAUAACUAUUGAGUUUUCCUGCAUAGUUCCUCAGCAGAUUAUAAAUGGAUGAACUACCAGAGUGGUCUUUAGGGCAUUGGAAUGUGUCUGGUUCUGAUACGAGCCUAAGCUGGUGCAUCUAUCUGAAGUGGAACCCAUUUGCCCCAGCCCAUACAUAUGUCAUCUUUGUGGGGACCCAGCUGUUCUUCCUGCUGCCCAAGAGCAGUAAGUGGUCCCAAUAAA